CCGGGAGCCGCCGGAGUUUACGCGCGCGGGAGGGAGAUGCGGCCGCGGCUGGGGCUCCUUGCAGAUUUCUAACCAGCAUAAUGCUGGAGCCAGAGGCUGACAGCCCACAGUUUUCAAAAUGGCCGAGCUGGACGCUGAUUUGGAUCACAUCAUCCCAUCCUCUGUCCUUGCCCCUUUCUGGGCCAAGUUAGUAGUGGGAUUAGUUUCCCUCUUGUGUUUUGCACGGAGCUAUGAUGGAGAUUUUGUCUUUGAUGACUCUGAAGCUAUUGUUAACAAUAAGGAUCUCCGGGCCGACACGCCUCUGGGGGACCUGUGGCGUCAUGACUUCUGGGGCAGCAGACUGAGCAGCAACACCAGCCACAAGUCCUACCGGCCUCUUACCGUCCUGACUUUCAGGAUCAACUACUACCUGUCGGGCGGCUUCUACCCGGUGGGUUUUCACGUGGUCAACAUCCUCCUGCAUGCCGGCAUCUCUGUCCUCCUGGUGGACGUCUUCUCGGUGCUGUUUGGUGGUCUGCAGUACACCAGUAAAGGCCGGAGGGUGCACCUGGCCCCCAGGGCAUCCCUGCUGGCAGCCCUGCUGUUUGCUGUCCAUCCGGUGCACACCGAGUGUGUUGCUGGUGUUGUCGGCCGCGCAGACCUCCUGUGUGCCCUGUUCUUUUUGUUAUCUUUCCUUGGCUACUGUAAAGCAUUUAGAGAAAGCAACAAGGAGGGAACUCAUUCUUCCACUUUCUGGGUGUUGCUGAGUAUUUUUCUGGGAGCAGUGGCCAUGCUGUGCAAAGAGCAAGGGAUCACUGUUCUGGGCUUGAAUGCUGUGUUUGAUGUGCUGGUGAUAGGCAAACUCAGUGUGCUGGAAAUGAUCCAGAAGGUGCUUCGCAAGGACAGAUCAUUAGAGAAUGUCGGUGUGCCCAGGAGCCGAGGCCUCCUCUCCCGAAUGGCCCUUCUCACCGCCGGAGGAGCUGGCAUGCUCUACGUGCGCUGGAGAAUCAUGGGCACCGGCCCGCCAGCAUUUACCGAGGUGGACAACCCGGCCUCCUUUGCCGACAGCAUGUUGGUUAGGGCCAUAAACUAUAAUUACUACUAUUCAUUGAAUGCCUGGUUGCUGCUGUGUCCCUGGUGGCUGUGUUUUGAUUGGUCAAUGGGCUGCAUCCCCCUCAUUAAGUCCAUCGGUGACUGGCGGGUAAUUGCGCUAGCAGCACUCUGGCUCUGUCUAAUUGGCCUAAUAUGCCAAGCCCUGUGCUCGGAAGACAGCCGCAAGAGAAGAAUACUCACCCUGGGCCUGGGAUUUCUCGUGAUCCCAUUUCUUCCUGCAAGUAACCUGUUCUUCCGGGUUGGCUUUGUGGUGGCGGAGCGAGUCCUCUACCUCCCCAGUGCCGGGUACUGUGUGCUGCUGACCUUUGGAUUCGGAGCCCUAAGCAAGCACAGUAAGAAGAAGAAACUGAUCGCUACCAUGGUCCUGGGCAUUUUGUUCACCAACAUGCUGAGGUGCGUGAUUCGAAGUGAGGAGUGGCGGAGCGAGGACCAGCUCUUCAGAAGCGCCCUGUCUGUGUGCCCUCUCAAUGCUAAGGUUCACUACAACAUUGGCAAAAACCUGGCUGAUAAAGGCAACCAGACAGCAGCCAUCAAAUACUACCGGGAGGCAGUAAGGUUAAAUCCCAAGUAUGUUCAUGCUAUGAAUAAUCUUGGAAAUAUCUUAAAAGAAAGGAACAAGCUAGAGGAAGCUGAAGAGCUGCUGUCAUUGGCUGUCCAAAUUCAGCCAGACUUUGCCGCUGCCUGGAUGAACUUGGGCAUCGUGCAGAACAGCCUGAAACGGUUUGAGGCAGCAGAGCAAAGUUACCGGACAGCAAUUAAGCACAGGAGGAAAUACCCCGAUUGUUACUACAACCUAGGGCGGCUGUAUGCAGAUCUGAAUCGCCACGUGGACGCUCUGAAUGCGUGGAGAAACGCCACCGUGCUGAAGCCGGAGCACAGCCUGGCUUGGAACAACAUGAUCAUCCUCCUGGACAAUACAGGUAAUUUAGCCCAAGCAGAAGCUGUUGGAAGAGAGGCCCUGGAAUUGAUACCUAACGAUCAUUCUCUCAUGUUCUCCCUGGCAAACGUGCUGGGGAAAUCCCAGAAAUACAAGGAAUCCGAAGCCCUGUUCCUCAAGGCGAUCAAGGCGAACCCCAACACCGCCAGCUACCACGGCAAUCUGGCUGUUCUGUAUCACCGCUGGGGACAUUUCCACUCGGCCAAGAAACACUAUGAAAUCUCCUUGAAGCUCGAGCCCGCGGCCGCAGGGACCAGGGAGAACUACAGCCUGCUCAGGAAAAAGCUAGAGCAAAGGCGGAAGGGCGGCUGACGGGCCUCCUUUGGGUUUUGAGUUUCUACCUGCAUGAAGCGUAUCCAUCAAGGGGUUACGUUUAACCAUUUAAGAUUCUUAACACACGUUUAUUUCACUCUUUCUUUUUAUAAAGACAAAGACAUGCAAAAAAAAAAAACAAAAAAGAUUAUAGCACCAGCAAUAUACUCUUGAAUGCUUGAUAACAGUUUUUGCAUCGAAAUUGUAUUUUUUCAGACAACCCAAAUUCUAAAAUCCCAAAAGUGAAACCUUUUUUUUUUUUAACUAAACAGAAAAUGAGAAAAAAAAAUUAUCUUGAGUGGCUUUGACUAUCAUUAAACCUGAAUUUGGGAUGUGAGCCUUGUGACCAGGAAAUGACAGACCACUACGAUGUAUAUAAAUAGCAAAUAUGUCUAUAUUAGCAUAUUUAUUUAAUGACAAGAGAGAGUUAAAUGUUGGGUUUUUAAUCUCUUCGCACCAGUGUACCAUGUAUUCUGUUUAUAAGGAAUUAUUUAUUUGCAUUUUUCUGUGUUGAGUAGGGCAGAUAACUGAAAAUUUUUAAAUUUUUGUAAGUUUUGAGUGUGUUCUCCUACUUUUGCAAUUUCAUGACAUAGGCGAUGAUACUGUAUUCUCUGGAAACUGUCACUCCUGAUAGAAUAUUCCAUUCAUGCCCUGGCUUACACAGGGAACGUGGCGUUGGGAGCCUCUCCUACUUCUGCUGGCUCAUCUGUGUGUACUGUGUUCACUUUACCUGUGAAUCUGUUUCCCAUUUUGCUAAAUGGAACUACUCAUAUCCGUCUAUCCAGGAAAGGCAAGAGGUAAAUUUUUUUCUCAAAAGGAAUCAUAUUUGGGUAUUUUGAGGUGUUUUUAUGAAUUGGAUUAUUUUUUCCAUGGUUUAUUUGGUUCAACAAUUGUAUUUACCUGUUGGGUUUGGUUUUUCACUAUAUGUUGUUGUUGAUCUAAUGGUUUAUGCAAUGUGUAUCGUUUCUUAUGUAGUAAAAGUAUUAUACAAACUGCCAUGAAAAUGUCACAUCGCUUCCUAACA
Molecule: messenger RNA, 3365 nt
Organism: Perognathus longimembris pacificus (Pacific pocket mouse)
Lineage: Eukaryota; Metazoa; Chordata; Mammalia; Rodentia; Heteromyidae
Gene: Tmtc4
Product: transmembrane O-mannosyltransferase targeting cadherins 4
Exons: 18
Coding region: 119-2341 (740 amino acids)
Biological process (GO): endoplasmic reticulum unfolded protein response; protein O-linked glycosylation via mannose
Cellular component (GO): endoplasmic reticulum
Molecular function (GO): protein binding; mannosyltransferase activity
Source: RefSeq, a predicted model, not a curated record